AUGGAGGAUUGGGUUUUGUUGAUCAUCUGGGUUUCAUCCGAUUUCAUAUUUUUAGGGUUUGGAAUUUCGUCGAACAGUUUAGAGGCAUACCCUGAUUUUAUGGACUGCGAUUCCACGAAUAUCCAUAGCGCUGGUGGGCUUAUGCGCUAUUGGUCUGCUCCGACCUCUGUGUUUGCGAAUCUCCUCGAUGGAACUGAAGGUCUUCUUCCGAGUAACAAUGGCGGCGGCGGUAGUGGGGCAGAGGACUAUCGGGUCAUUCGAUCUACGAGCCCUGUGGUGGUUAAUCGAUCUUGUUCGAUGGUUAAUUGUGGUGGUGGAGAUCAGAUUGGGAACUCGUUGGGGGUUAUGAAUUUGAAUAACUCGAUGCAAUUGGAUUUGGGUGCGAGGAAUUCCGGUAAUCUUUUCAGGCAAAGUAGCUCUCCUGCUGGGAUUUUCUCUCAUUUUACUGCUGAAAAUGGCAAUACGACGAGGCAAUAUGAUGACGAUUUCCUCAACAGUUCUUGGCAUAACUCUGCAACCAAGGACUUAAAAAGAGGUAGAGAUAACAAUGGGCGAACGUUUCCGACAUCGAUCGUGCUCGAAACUCAGAAGGCUGGUUAUGAAAAUAACAAUAGUGGAUUGGCUCAUCAUUUGAGCUUUCCUAUAACUUUCAACAAUGAUCCGGUGGAGAAGUUUUUUAGAUUUCAAGAACAUCCUAUUCGUCACCAAAUUCGAGCUAAACGGGGAUGCGCCACGCACCCACGAAGCAUUGCCGAGCGGAAUAGAAGAACUCGGAUUAGUGACAGAAUGAAGAAACUACAAGAGCUGUUUCCUGACAUGGAUAAACAGACGAGCAAAGCUGAAAUGCUGGAAUUGGCCGUUGAAUACAUUAAAGGCCUGCAGAGACAGGUCAAGACCCUCACUGAUACGAAUGCGAAAUGCGCGUGCUUGUGCUCGAGUCGAUAACAAGAAGAAACACGUAUAUUUUAGCUUGGUUUUGAUUUGUACAGACCACAGGUAAAGCUUUAAGGAACAUGA
This is a messenger RNA of Cucurbita pepo subsp. pepo (vegetable marrow), 1017 nucleotides long. The record is from RefSeq and is a predicted model, not a curated record. NCBI's taxonomy places the organism in Eukaryota, Viridiplantae, Streptophyta, Magnoliopsida, Cucurbitales, Cucurbitaceae.